Messenger RNA from Clonostachys byssicola, 750 nucleotides. The record is from the annotation of a GenBank genome assembly. Lineage: Eukaryota; Fungi; Ascomycota; Sordariomycetes; Hypocreales; Bionectriaceae.
AUGGCGCCCAUGUUUAGGCAAUAUCACCUGUUCCCCACUGACCAUGUCCCCAAUUCACCUCGCCCACUUCUUCAUUAUAAGAACGUCUUGGCUAUGAAGGGCGGCAAGUCGCACUGUGACCCUGGCGAGGUUUGGGUCAUGUUUACAAACAAUGAGUGGAGAGUUGCUUGGAUCUUUCGAUAUGGGCAAACCCAACUAUCCCAUUUCCACUCCGAGGCUCAUGAGUGCAUGGCAGUCCUUUCGGGAACGGCAUCGAUUCGUUUCGGUGUUGCCGAUCUAUCAGAGGACCUUGAUAAAAACACAUAUGGGUCGGCUUGGGAGGCCGGUGGUACUACGCUAGAAGCAGAAGCGGGUGAUGUGUUUGUUAUACCUGCUGGUGUUGCUCAUAAAACCCAUAACUGCAAGCCCGAGGCUGAAUUCCGACUCAUGUCUCCCGGAAACGCCCAUGGCAUCGAGGCAGAUGAUCCCAAGAGUAGCCUCUCUGCACUUGAUCUUACCGGCUAUACUAUGAUGGGGGCUUAUAAUGGGGGCGACUGGGACUUUGUGCAAAAGGGUGGGAUGUUUGAGAAGUCCUGGGUUGUUCCCAAACCAAAAUUUGACCCUGUUUUUGGUGAUUCGGAACAAGGGCUGAUCAAAACCUGGUCAGGCAAUAAUAAGAAUCCGGAAGGCCUCAGAGUAAACUUUGAUAAAAACGGUAAUGCUGUCAACACUCCACUCUCUAGCUCAAGGCCUCCAAAGGCUCGCCUCUAG